UCCCACUUCGUGCUGGUUUUGGUCCAGCUGCCUUCACCCUUCCAUUCGAUCGCGACCACCUCAACUCCCAACCUCGCAGCCCUCCGACCAUCCUGCCCGCCGCCCCCGACUGCCUCGCGCCUCGCGCCCCUCCUCUUCCCCGUUGUCGACCGUGCUGCGUCCCGUGCGACGCGCACCGCUUCGUGCCAGCCCAGCAUGGCGCGCGUCUACGCAGACGUGAACCAGAACAUGCCCCGCAGCUACUGGGACUACGACUCUGUCAACAUCAGCUGGGGCGUCCUGGAGAACUAUGAGGUAGUCAGGAAGAUUGGCCGAGGGAAGUACUCGGAAGUUUUCGAGGGUAUCAACGUCGUCAACUAUCAGAAAUGCGUCGUCAAGGUCCUCAAGCCGGUCAAGAAGAAGAAGAUCAAGCGCGAGAUCAAGAUCCUUCAGAACCUGGCCGGCGGCCCCAACGUUGUGGCCCUGCUCGACGUCGUUAGAGACUCUCAGAGCAAGACGCCGUCGCUCAUUUUCGAAUAUGUCAACAACACCGAUUUCCGCAGCUUGUAUCCCAAGUUCAAUGACCUCGACGUGCGGUUCUACAUCCACGAGCUCCUGAAGGCCCUCGACUUCUGUCAUAGCAAGGGCAUCAUGCACCGCGACGUCAAGCCUCACAACGUUAUGAUCGACCAUGAGAAUAGAAAGUUGCGGCUCAUUGAUUGGGGUCUGGCCGAAUUUUACCACCCUCAGACCGAGUAUAAUGUCCGCGUUGCCUCUAGAUAUUUUAAAGGACCCGAGUUGCUGGUCGAUUUUCAAGAGUACGACUACAGCCUCGACAUGUGGAGUUUGGGCGCCAUGUUUGCCUCCAUGAUCUUCCGCAAGGAGCCUUUUUUCCAUGGCAACAGCAACUCGGACCAGCUCGUCAAGAUUGCCAAGGUACUCGGCACGGAUGAGUUGUUCGACUAUCUGGACAAGUACGAGAUUGAGCUCGAUGCUCAGUAUGAUGACAUUCUUGGUCGGUUCCAGAAGAAGCCGUGGCACAGCUUCGUUACAUCGGAGAACCAGCGUUUUGUCUCUAAUGAAGCCAUCGACUUCCUCGACAAGCUGUUGCGAUACGACCACCAGGAACGACUUACGGCAAAGGAGGCUCAAGCCCACCCAUACUUUGACCCUGUCCGUGAUCCGGAGGUCUUCAAGCAGAACCUUGCGAACCCCAACGGAUCUGCCUACAAGUCUUCAUGAAUUGCCUCGAUGCAAGUUACAGCAACCAUCUAGGCUUCGAUUCCCCUUUGCCCCCCCGACGAUACCCUCGGUCAUAAGCAUCUGCCACUAGUGUGCGCCCAUCGCCGCCCGCAUUCGCUCGAUACCCUAUCAGUAAUGUCUUGCCGGCGGGCUGAAAGUCUCUAGCCGCACGUUCUCCGUCAGCGAAUGAGUGAUCGACUCAGGAAACGUCGGAUGGGGAUCGUCCGACUACAUGUGCAACUGGGUUUUAAAUCUGAUGCCGGCCCCUGCAUGGGCGACGGCUGAAGGAUUGCGGUAUUGUGGGAAACUGAGACGGGAGACUACUAGCGGCCUACGGCGUUCACGGACGAGGGAAUGGUUUUCGAGCGGAAGUGGAGUGAUGCUGCCCAUGACAUUCCCCUUAUGCCUCUACUUGAGUCCGUUCUGCCUUUUUUUGCUGUUUUGUUUUUCCGAGUUCUCCCAUCGGGUUUUUCUGGGAGGGCCAGACCGGUGGGUAGGCUUUUUCUUGGGCGACAGCGCUGUUGAUACACCACAUACUAGUUACGUAGUAGGACAAGAACGAGACAUUAUAUGCGUUGUGGCAGCGGCAAGACAGAACAAGACAGAACUCGUCACGUUUUUUUUUUCCAAUCC
Molecule: messenger RNA, 1854 nt
Organism: Purpureocillium takamizusanense
Lineage: Eukaryota; Fungi; Ascomycota; Sordariomycetes; Hypocreales; Ophiocordycipitaceae
Gene: CKA2
Product: Non-specific serine/threonine protein kinase
Exons: 6
Coding region: 196-1221 (341 amino acids)
Biological process (GO): regulation of transcription by RNA polymerase I; DNA damage response; regulation of transcription by RNA polymerase III
Cellular component (GO): protein kinase CK2 complex; cytosol; nucleus
Molecular function (GO): ATP binding; protein serine/threonine kinase activity
Source: RefSeq, a predicted model, not a curated record